AUGUGCAUCGGCCCAUUCAUAGUGCUGCUGGUGCUGCUGGUGGUGAACGCAAGAGGUGAUGUGACGACAGAGCCUACUGAGGUGCAGCCUGCACCCUGCACAGUGCAAUUAGGUGAACAGACCUCUGCCGAAGGAGUUCACAACCGCACGUUUAAUGAUGUGGCGUAUUGCGCGUUCCUCGGAAUGCGCUACGCCAAGCCUCCGGUUGGGGAGCUUCGAUUUAUGGAUCCCGUCCGGCUAGAUGAUCAUCCCAAAGGUCAUCACACAUACACGGCGUACGGGGCCAUGUGUGCGCAGUUCGACGACAUCAACCGGCAGAAUAAGGUGAAAGGGGACGAGGAUUGUCUGUUUUUGAACGUGUUCACGCCGGCUAACCAGACGAAAAGCGAUGGAACUGCCCACAAAUACCCGGUGUUGGUGUUCAUUCACGGUGGCAGCUUCAUUGCGGACUCGGGAGAAGUUCAUGGGGUGGACUUACUGAUGGAAAAUGAGCUGAUCGUAGUAACCCUGAACUAUCGUCUCGGGGUGCUUGGAUUUCUGAAGUACGAGCAGCGCAACAUCACCGGUAACUACGGGCUGAAGGAUCAACUGGCGGCCCUUGAAUGGGUUCGUCGUAACGUGCACCACUUUGGAGGUGAUCCAGAGCGAGUUACUCUGAUGGGGCAUAGUGCCGGUGCAGGCGCAGUGACGCAUCAUCUCUACCACGAACGUGCGCGUGAUCUCUUCAAGGGUGCGAUAGUGUUAAGCGGCUCAAUGCUAGCACCGUGGGCGGUUUUGUACAACACCCGUCGUUGUUUGGAUAACUAUCUGCGAGAUUUACCCGCGUCGACAAUGGACGAAAUUCGUGCGCUAGACUUUCGGAGGUUCUUCAUCCGAGAUGGCAGGUUCCGGUACACGUUCGCGUUCUGCAGCAUGUUCUACACAUGUUUCAUCCCGACGCUCGAGGAUCGACCCGGUGAUGGAGCUUACUUCAGCAAACCACCGUACGAGCUCCUUCGGGAACGGAACCCACUCCAGAUUCCCAUCCUCAUGAGCGAAACAUCGACCGAGUUCGAGUUCCUGCUACCACACGUGUUCGAUUUUUGGAUGAGCGACAAUUUCCCGAACAGCCGUCAUCCGACGGUGAAGCGUCAGAUCGGUAGCAUUCUGGACAACGUCGGGAAUUGGGCCGUCGGUCAGGGUCUCGUAGCUUCCAAGAAGCUGUUCUACCAGAGAAUGGCCAACAUGGCCAAUCUUCACUAUCCGAUCAGGCGGUUGAUGAGUGAGAUGGCACAACGGCUCGAUCCUGGGCUGCUGUACUACAUGCGGUUCGAGUUUGAUGGCUUGUUCGGGGAGUAUAAGAAGAAGAUCUACGCUUCCGAUCUGGAAACGGACGCGUACGGAGCCAUCCACGGUGACGAGCUCGGGUACAUCUUUAGCCCGUACAACCUGCGCGAAGCCAUCGCCAACCGAUCCGCAUAUCGACGGGAACUCUCGGUGCACAUCAGGACCGUCGAGUUGGUGGCUAAUUUUGUGAGAUAUGGCAAUCCCACCCCAAAGCGCAGUAAACUCUCCGGUCUAGUAUGGCCGGCGUAUAACGAAGCGAACAAUCACACCCAGUACCUGAACGUGGACGAAGAGUUCACAGUGCGAAGCGUCGACGAACGGCAGAAUCUCUACUACCUCGUUUGGCAGGUCGCCUUCGAGUGCCUGUACUACUCACGCUGCGAAGGCGUCUCAAAGCUGGAGCAGCUUUCCCAGACGUACGGUGCGCCAUUCGCAACCCGCCAUAACGAUUAUGAUUACGAGCUUUUCGAUGAAGAUACCAAAAACAAUGUGACCUAA
Anopheles nili is the source of this 1824-nucleotide messenger RNA. Its product is annotated as carboxylesterase 1E-like. Lineage: Eukaryota; Metazoa; Arthropoda; Insecta; Diptera; Culicidae. The transcript has 4 exons. Bases 1 to 1824 code for a protein of 607 amino acids. The record is from RefSeq and is a predicted model, not a curated record.